This is a messenger RNA of Biomphalaria glabrata, 1502 nucleotides long. RefSeq lists its product as uncharacterized. NCBI's taxonomy places the organism in Eukaryota, Metazoa, Mollusca, Gastropoda, Planorbidae. The transcript has 7 exons. The record is from RefSeq and is a predicted model, not a curated record. The coding region runs from base 27 to 1325 and encodes 432 amino acids.
CUGAGGCAACAUUGACGUCUGGCGAAAUGCUCACAAGAAAAAAGAAAGUCACAAAGAAGAGUGUCUGUCUGUCUUGGGAUCUAUUUUAUCUGGGCUGGAGUUUACCCUUGAUAGGAUGGAUCUUGUGGUCUCUACCACGUCAGUGUCUGUCAGCCACAGUACCGUCAUGCUGGACAAAUGUCACUGUCAAUGGCACAGAGUUUAAACUUUGUACAAACAGUGUCCCGAGGGAGGCAGCUCAGAACACAUGUGCUAAUAUCAACAUGACUCUUGCUGUUAUAUACUCUCAAUAUGUAUUUGAUUACUGGCACAAGUUACUGGCAAAUAACUUUUCGAAAAACGAGAUAUGGGUUGGAGCUACAUUCAAAGUAAAUGUAUCAGCCUUUGUGUGGGACACUGGAGGAACUGUGCCACAAUCUUUCAUUUCUAGUUUAACAAAUCUAUCGAAAUACAAUGGUAUGUGUCUGAGGUUCUACACCGACCAAUACCUCCUAGAGCGGAACUGUUCAGACAGCAGGGGAUUUCUUUGUCAAGAAGUUACAAAAACGUCAGUAUUGACGACAGCUGCCUUACAAGAGACGACAACAGGGGCAGAGUUGACAACGGAGAGCUUCCGAGACGCCACCACGCAGGGCAGCACCUUAUCAAGCUCUGUCCCAACCAGCACCGCGGUAAAGACGGAGCCCCAAACGACGAGUUUAUUGACAGACUCCAUCUCUCGAUCAAACACGUCGGCUACGGAUAUGACACCCCUGCUAAACGAGGCGACAACGGAAGCGACGACGACCUCGGAAAGUGCCGCUAUUUUAACGGAAACGAGCUCUGACGGCUGGCCAAGCGAGACCGCUGCAACGUCAUUAAGACAAGGGGAACAGAGCACAACGACAGUAUCGACUAUACCGGGGUCCAUUGCAACAACGAUACCAUCAACAACUUUACUGACCGUGACGUCUUCAGCGGGAAAUGUCUCAACGACGACAGCCGCUGUCUCCGACUGCAUAUGCGGGUGCCAGGUGAUAGAUAUUCCCAACAAUAAAACCUUGAGAGACGCCCUGGUGGCGGAAGAAACGGAGAAGAUAAAGGAGCACCUUCUGCUGCACAUUGAGACCCUGUCUUCCUACAUCAGGAAAAAGAUGUCGAUAAUGGAUAACCGCCCUUCUGCCAAGUUCGUGGGCGGAGUCGGUAUCAUAGUGAUGGUCACUUCCUUCAUGUUGAUUGUACUGAUGGACACCACUCACAUCUUCCAGUGCUCACACAGGCAGUGCCAGAAAUCGACCAGGUCAAGAAGCAAAGGAAACACACCCAACAUUACUCCUUCAAAUUAAGCAGCUCAAAUAGUGUGUGUGUGUGUCUGUGUGUGUGUGCGUGCGUGCGCGCUUUUGCUAUGCAGUACUGGAAUGAUCUAUAGGCAACAUAAGCUAUAGCUUAGUGGGUCCCCGGGGGCGCGGUGGUCGAAUGGUUAAGCGCUUGGCUUCCGAACCUGAGGUCCUGUGUUCGAAUCC